UGUAGGUGGCGUUAUUUUGGCUAGUUGAUUGAAUAGUUAAGUUGGCAAGUGACGAAAGUCGGCCAUAUGCCAGGUUGCGUAUGAAGGCGUUAUGUUAGAGUAGUGGCAGUCGUAGUAAAAUGACCAUAACUAUGGCAGAUGAUGUAGUUUUCGAUUUGCUUCAUCUGGAAAUAACGUCUACUAUAUUCAGAACUACUGAGAAGGACGAAAAAGAAACAGCAGUAACUAAAUUAGAAAAUAUUGGAUUUUGCACAGGAUAUCGCCUUGUUGAAAGGUUAACAAAGGACUGGCCAAGAUUUAAGGAUGAAUUAGAUACAAUGAAAUUUAUGUGUAAAGAAUUUUGGUCUUCUGUUUACAAAAAACAAGUGGAUAAUCUUAGAACGAAUCAUCAAGGAGUAUAUGUUUUACAAGAUAAUAGAUUUAGAUUCUUGACUCAAUUAUCCAAUUCAAAACAAUAUUUGGAUGUUAUACCAAAAGUCAAUCAACUGACCGAAAGCGUUAGAAGAUUUGAUAAAAAGACUGCAUAUUAA
Centruroides sculpturatus (bark scorpion) is the source of this 530-nucleotide messenger RNA. Its product is annotated as trafficking protein particle complex subunit 6B-like. Bases 120 to 530 code for a protein of 136 amino acids. The transcript is spliced from 5 exons. The record is from RefSeq and is a predicted model, not a curated record. Gene Ontology annotation, biological process: endoplasmic reticulum to Golgi vesicle-mediated transport; regulation of GTPase activity. Gene Ontology annotation, cellular component: cis-Golgi network; TRAPP complex; trans-Golgi network. Lineage: Eukaryota; Metazoa; Arthropoda; Arachnida; Scorpiones; Buthidae.